UAUCCGGAACAAUUAGUUCGGGGCAUGGCAUACUUAAAUAUGGAGAUGACGUUCCCCGAUGCCGUCAGCAGGCCGACUCUGACACAGCUGGUUUUCCUUGAUGUCAAUACAGACAAUGUAGACCUUAAUAAGACAAAUCCACCUCUCUGAAACUCUGACACCCUUUUAUUCUUAUUCCCUCCCAGCCUCCUCUCUCUCUCUUUCUCUCCCUCUGUUUCUUUCUUUCUUUGCUACAUUACCAGGGGGUGGUGCAUGAUUGACAGAUGGGCAGGAAUAAUAAUUUUUUUUUUCUUUUUCGCGUAACCUAAGGCCAUGCUCUGUGAUUGGCUUGCCAGCUGACAUCUCCAAACCUCACUUGUCGUUUUUUUUCCCCUCUCUCUCUCACUCUCUCUCUAAUAUUGGCCCUGAUGAUCCUAAGGGGAAAAAAAGUGGGGAGAGAAAAAGAUAUGUACCUUAGGGAAGAACCUCAGUGAGAGGGAGGGAAUCAGAGGACGAGUAGGAGCGUGUGUGCGAGUGUGUGAAAGAGACACUUUACUCUCCUAACUACUGGGACACACACACUUUCCUCACACAACUCAAAGAAGCAGCAAACCCUGGAGAUGGUUUUUUUUUUUUUUUUUUUUUUUUAUUUAAACCCCAAAGUUGCUAAUUAUUCUCUCAAGCAUCCAUCUUUUCCUUAAGACUUGCCGGCUGGAACUUAAUUUUCAGCCCCUCUCUAGGAAUUCUAUGUACUGAUCAAUAGACAAUUUCCAUCCACACAAGACAUACCUCAUGGAUUUGUACCUGGUUGGAUAUCUCAUGUGCAUGUGGUUGUCCAGCUCUCGGGUGCUUGGAGGCUAUCCCAUCUGGUGGUCCCUGGCCCUUGGGCAGCAGUACUCAUCCAUAGGCUCCCAACCCAUCCUGUGUGGCUCCAUACCUGGUUUGGUGCCAAAACAACUGCGCUUUUGCCGCAAUUACAUCGAGAUCAUGCCCAGUGUAGCAGAGGGUGUAAAAUUGGGAAUCCAGGAGUGUCAGCACCAGUUCCGAGGCCGCAGAUGGAACUGCACCACUAUCAAGGACAAUCUAGCUAUAUUUGGACCUGUACUUGAUAAAGCCACAAGAGAGUCUGCGUUUGUUCAUGCGAUUGCUUCAGCUGGAGUGGCAUUUGCAGUGACCCGUUCAUGUGCAGAGGGGACCUCCACCAUGUGCGGCUGUGACUCCCAUCAUAAAGGUCCGCCGGGAGAGGGAUGGAAGUGGGGUGGCUGCAGUGAAGAUGCAGAGUUUGGGGUUUUGGUGUCUCGAGAGUUUGCAGAUGCUCGUGAGAACCGACCAGAUGCUCGGAGUGCUAUGAACAGACACAACAAUGAGGCAGGACGGAUGACCAUCCUGGAAAACAUGCACCUGCGCUGUAAGUGCCAUGGACUGUCAGGCAGCUGCGAAGUCAAGACCUGUUGGUGGGCUCAGCCUGACUUCAGGCUGUUGGGGGACUACCUGAAAGACAAGUACGACAGUGCUUCUGAGAUGGCGGUGGAGAAACACCGGGAAUCCAGAGGCUGGGUGGAAACACUACGGGCCAAAUACGCCUUCUUCAAGCACCCCACAGAACGAGACCUGGUAUACUACGAGGGAUCGCCCAACUUCUGUGAGCCGAACCCAGAGACGGGAUCAUUUGGCACCCGCGACCGCGUCUGCAACGUGUCGUCACACGGCAUCGAGGGCUGCGACUUGUUAUGCUGUGGCCGUGGCCAUAACACACGGACAGAAAAGCGCAAGGAGAAAUGCCACUGCAUCUUCCACUGGUGUUGCUACGUCAGCUGCCAGGAGUGUGUGAGGGUCUACGACAUGCACACAUGUAAAUAAGUGCGGGAAGAAAACGAUCGGUGGACAUUAAAGGAUGGAAAGAGAGAGAAAGAGAGAAGGAGAGACUGAGAACACACACAAGAUAGUGGCACUUCUGUGGUAGAACCCUUUACUAAUGUGCCCUUUUUGAUCUACAUGCCCCAAAAGAUGCCCAUCGUGAGCAGCAUAGUUACUACUGCCAUUCCUCUCAUUCUUUUUUUGUGGCACGCAUUAUUUCUGCAAAAGAAAAAAAAUCCUUGUUAUCAUUCAGUCUCCUGUAACACCAUCUCUCUGAUCAUCUCACCCUACUGCCCAGGGGCCAAAACACGAUAUGUUCAAAUACAACCAGUGACACUAGGCACACAUUAAAGAACAAGAGAAGGGGGGAGAGGAUGACGAGAAUCUCUCGGUUAACUACUGAACGCUGGGUCUUGAAAUAUGCCCUGCUAUACUACUGAAUCCAAUGCAAUGCCCAUGUUUUCCCUCAUGAUCUCCCGAGGUUUCCCAAUUCAAGGACAUAUUGUACACUCCUACCAUAUUCCCUAUAAUCAUAUAUGUUCAGAUCAUGGAACAUAUUGCUGUUUGCUACGUAAAAACUCUGGUAAUUUGCUUUACAGCAGUUUUGAGUGAUGCAAUUGAUAUAUUAGCAUAGAAUGCUUUGGGUACAAACAGGAAAAGGAAUCAUGUAUACCUUCCGAAUUGUUUUGCAGAACAUGUUCAUGCAAAGCCAUCGGUAACUCUUCUGGAUGAGUGCAGGACAGCUGGUGAAAUGCAUGACAGCAGAAUGCGACGACACACUGGGCUCAUGUGCACCCGACCAGUAAAAUUUGCACUUACAAAACUACUAAUGAAUAUACUAAUUCUAGAGAUUACGAUGAUUAUUUUUUAACAUAUUCUUUUUGAUAAAGCUCCUCGUAUAUGACUGUGAAGGCUCCGUUUCAACACUUCCUUGAUGAGAAGUUUGCGUAGAGGAAGGAGAACAAGUGAGCAGGAGCAGGAUAGUUAAGGAAAGAAAUAGGAGGGUAAAUAAAGGAGGGAAGUGGCAACCCAAUUUCAUGAAAUAAAAACGCAACAAUUUUGCAAGGUGGUGAUUUUGUAUUAAUUCGUACGAUUUGAUACGUAGGAAAAUUUUCGAUUUUUUGGAAAAAAGAAAGAAUUGAGGGUCCAUCCCUAAACCUAAUCAUCAGUUGGGCAUAAGCAGAUCAUAUGAAAACGUACGAAAAUCGUACACAUUUAUACGAAGUAGCCACCAAUUUGCAAUUUAUCAUGAGAGUGUGUUGCAAGUGGAGGACUGCUGUGGGUUCGAGUGUGUGAAAGAAAGACCAGCUUCACAAAGCUGCAGCAGACUAGCAGAGGUUUCCAUAGGACAUGUUCUGACAGUCCCAUACGCUUCCCAUUAAUUAAGUUUAACUACGCAAUGCUAGUUUCACAUUCACACGAUCCCUAAGGAGCCCUCUCACCAGUCACAUCUACACUCCCUUUUCCAUUUCUCCUUCCGCUAUAUCCAAAGUUUUGUACAAAGCCUUUAAAAGUUCAUAAUUCCCUUUUUAUUUUAUAAUCUGAAAAUGUUAUGUUUUUAUAAAUAUUAUUUAUUACACAAUGUAUAUAUCUGUAUGACUGAACUAAGAUUAUAUAUUUGAAGAACAAAACAGUCUCAUGAUUUUGCUUUUUAAUAUAAGACUGACUCUUGCUUUGCUGAUGUAUUAUGCUGUGUGUAGCCUCAUUUAUAUUAAUAUAUAAUAUGGAUAACAACACUUUUUAAAAAAAAAGAUAUUUAAAAUAAAGCAUAGCAUAAAAAUAAAAAUACUGUGUGACAUUGGCACGCAGCUAAAUAAAGGGUUCAAUCUACCUGAUCACAAUCAUUUGAUCCUCUUGUCUGCAUCUACUCUGUCAUUCCAGCGCUGACAUCAUCCUGCAGGUUUGAUGAUGAUGUUGUCUCCACUACAGUAACGUUAGCUCCACUUAAUGACAGAGUAAACCAUGACACAAUGCACAUUACAAAUAAUGACUGAAUAAAGCUGACUUCUUUUACCUGUUCAUGCAGAUAUUACUCAGUCGGUUCCUUGCUGUAUGCACAGGUCAAUUUGAGAGUUACACCUAAUAUAAAAAACACUAACAAUGUGAAGGCAGCCAAUGUGACAAGACCUGAUUACACAAUCAAAUCACUGGAUACUUCUAAAAUUAGAGAGGGUGCUCUACCCUUAAUGCACAUCUAUUCUGACUAGAUAUUUUUGUCCUGUGCAUUGUUAUGGCCAUGUGUCAGUCAUUGCAAUUCUCUGAAACUUUGUGGCCUAUACAUGGCUGUUGGUCCUGUUAGCAGCACGAAAAGCAAAAUUUUAUUCCAAUUCUCUGAAUGGCUUAUAUUCUGCUAGCCAAGAAAGCACGCAAAGAGCACUCCCUUAUUUAUAAUAUAAUAAUGACCCCUUUUAUCCACAAAACCAGAGUUUAAACUUGCAACCAUGCAUUCAUUUAAGUUGUGUUAAUGAGCAUCAUAGCUCGUUGGAGAGAAAAACCAGUAAGAGAGCUUAAGCAUUCUGUCUUUUUAGGGGAGUACCUUGUGACAUCAUGUCCUGUUUUUGUUUCAUUUAGAUGUCCUUGGUCCUUAUUGGGUUCAUAUAUCGGACCAAGACCCACUUUUCAUGGGUUCUCGAGCCACUUUUGUGUGCACACCAAGAUUCAGAUGGCAACCUUCACACUUAUUCAAAUGAACCAAUCAACAAUAAUGGCAGUCAUUUAUUGCAAUCCUAACACGGCAUUUUAACUACGGAAUCAUUGAAGACAAUAUUUCAUAAUUCUAUUUAACAGGAAAAAUGAUUGCAUUUAUUAAUUCUUUUAAGGGUCAUGCCAUGAUAAGCACUACAAGUACUAGUGUGUGACAUGCAGUCCAAGAUCCAAAAUGUACACAAAACACAAAUUCUUGUGACUUGAAAAAAUGACUUUCACAGUUCAACAGUAAGUUAUAAUGGGGUCAUAAUGUUCUUCUUAAAUGUUCUGAGAGAGAAAGCAUGCGUAUGAAA
Molecule: messenger RNA, 4835 nt
Organism: Cyprinus carpio (common carp)
Lineage: Eukaryota; Metazoa; Chordata; Actinopteri; Cypriniformes; Cyprinidae
Gene: wnt3
Product: wingless-type MMTV integration site family, member 3
Biological process (GO): multicellular organism development; canonical Wnt signaling pathway; neuron differentiation
Cellular component (GO): extracellular region
Molecular function (GO): cytokine activity; frizzled binding
Source: RefSeq, a predicted model, not a curated record